This is a messenger RNA of Propithecus coquereli (Coquerel's sifaka), 718 nucleotides long. RefSeq names its product mitochondrial ribosomal protein S31 (gene MRPS31). The transcript has 4 exons. Gene Ontology annotation, molecular function: structural constituent of ribosome. The record is from RefSeq and is a predicted model, not a curated record. NCBI's taxonomy places the organism in Eukaryota, Metazoa, Chordata, Mammalia, Primates, Indriidae. Bases 80 to 652 code for a protein of 190 amino acids. Gene Ontology annotation, cellular component: mitochondrial small ribosomal subunit.
CCUGUUUAAGAAAGUUUAUUACUGUUCUGUAGCUAAUACGCCUUUUUAUUAUUUCAGUUUUGGUAACAUAAUAUCAAAUAUGAAAGUUGCCAGGUCUGCUACAGCCCGAGUUAGUAUAAGACCAGAGCAUCAGAUUAAGUUUGAUGAAGGAUUUGACAAUUAUCUUGGCCAGGAGAAGACUGCUCCUCUUAGAAAAAGUCUUAGGAAAGAUUUAUUCAAGGGGAAGAGACUCGAUAUUUUUGACAUUAAGGCAGUUACUGAAGAAGCACCUGUAACAGACACCUCACCUUCACUUUGGGAUGUGGAAUUUGCCAAGCAGUUAGCCACAGUAAAUGAACAGCCCUUUCAAAAUGGGUUUGAGGAGAUGAUCCAGUGGACUAAAGAGGGUAAACUGUGGGAGUUCCCUAUUAACAAUGAAGCAGGUUUUGAUGAUGAUGGUUCAGAAUUUCAUGAACAUAUAUUUCUGGAUAAAUACCUGGAGGGUUUUCCAAAGCAAGGACCAAUUCGCCACUUCAUGGAGCUGGUGACGUGUGGCCUUUCCAAAAACCCAUAUCUGAGUGUUAAACAGAAGGUUGAGCACAUAGAGUGGUUUAGAAAUUAUUUUAAUGAAAAAAGGGACAUUCUAAAAGAAAGCAACGUACAGUUCAAUUAAAACCAUGGAAAUUUUUAUUUCAAACUGUUAGAGAUGGAUGUUACAACAAAAUAAAAUAAUUUUACU